CACCGGCACACACCUUGAGGCACGCGCACGUCCCCCGGGCGCGCGCUCGUUGCAGUGGCGCGCGCACGGAGGGUCCAUUUUCACCUCCUGGCUGCUGUAGCUGCGCCGGCGAGUUGAUGUUUGUGUACAUGCGUUGGUGCGUCCGUGUCAGCGGGUUGUUGACAACCACUGACCUCAUCGAUGUCAUCUGUCAUCGUGUCGCGACGACGGCUCGAGGAGUCCGUGUCGCUCGGCGACAGAUUUUCUCUCGCUGAUGUGCCUGCUGCUCCACACCGUGAGGAUGUGUUGUGUUUAUUCCCGCACAAUGGAGGCCCAUCUUUGGCCCUUCGCCUUUAGUUAGCUGCCUCCGGUUGCUAUUUGACGAGCAGCAUCUCUGUUUUGACUCGACACCGAAGAGAAGGGAGGAGCGGUGUCACCAUGAGCAGGCGCUAUCCAGACCCUGACAGGGAGGAUUAUAAGCCCCACUGCCCUUUGACCCCUGGGCACAACCUCCCUCCUCAGAACAACCCUCCCAAACUUGAAAGCCAAAAGAGCAGCAUGUCCGUGACCACCUCCUCACUCAAGACUUCGUCCCUUCAUGGCUUCACCCAAGGGGACCACUGCUCCUCUUCCUCCUCUUCCUCCACCUACAGUCCUCUCAUGCGGCUGCAGCAUCUCACUACGAUGGUGAGCCAGCCGGACUGCGUGUUCCCGCUGAGGGAAACAACCUUUCCGGAGAAGGGUUGGGACUGGAAGGAGGCUAAGAAGAAGAUGGACUCCUGGAAUGAUACUGGCCAGGAGUUGUCUAGUACUACGAUUAAGGGCGAGCGUGUUGGUAAAUCCUCUGCUGCGGAGAAGCGACAGGAUGCUCCAGAAGCCAGUCAGAGUGAACCUGUCGGAUCCUGCCCGCCCAGCCCCGCCUUCUCUCUGGAUAGCAACAGUCCUUUUGCAAACGGCUUCCUCCACUUCGAGUCUUCUCUGUUUGAGGAUGAAGAUGACAACAAUAAAGAGCAGACGGUUGUGUCAUCUGUCUCAGAAGAAAAGCACGACGAGGUGGAGAGCGCUCCACCCGCCUCUCCUGGAGCUUUACAUCAGGAACCUGCUGCCGCGACCUUCACCCCGACAAAGGUCGUGACUCGUUCUCAGUCCUCAGGUCAGCGCAGGAGAUACUGGGAUGGCUCGGACGACGAGUGGGAGAGCGAUACUGAGCUCUUCCUGUUUGGGGACAGUCCUUCCAGUCAUCUGAUGCUCACUGAUCUCAACAAACGACCUCUGCCUCCGUUGAAGUUUCUGGAGGGGGAAAUCAUCUGGGCCAAAUUCGGGCGGAGACCAUGGUGGCCGUGUGAGGUGGUCGUGGACCCCACGCUGGGACUGUACCACAGAAUCAAAGAGUCAGCAGACCGUCCGAGUCGGCUUUACCACGUCAAGACGUACGGAGAGCCAGUGGAGCAGGCCUGGGUGGAGGACAAGUCCACGCACACAUUUCAUGGAGGGUUUGAAUUCAAGCAGUUUCUGCAACGCCGUCGAAGAGGGAAGACAAAGGAGCAGAGCCACAAAUACACUAUUCCAAAGCGUUUUGAAGAUUCGUGGAACACAAGUGUGGCACAAGCCGAGUCAAUCCUCCUGCAGAGAUCCAAGUUGAUGUCUUCCCUCACGUCGUCUUUAGACAAUGACUUCUUCAGCAGUUCACCUCAGGAGAGAGUGGAACCCUGUCCUUCGCCGCCCAGGCUCGUCUCCAAUCCCUCCGAGACGUCCUCAACCAAUGGGCCUGUUUCCACACCGACGGCGGCCUCACGCCUCCCACACCCAACAAAACAAGGCACUUUAGGAAAAUCGUCCAAGAGCAAGUUGAGUAAACCGUCAAAGAAUGCAGAGAAGAAAAGCUCUAAAACACGAACUCCAGAGAACCAAUCAGACAGAGAAGAUGGAGAGUGCCCCUAUUCAGACAUCGACUCUGUGCCUAAGAUUCUCUGUCCCAAAGCACUUGAACGUCAGUCCAAAUUAAUCCAGUCCCAGCAGUCUUUGUGUUCAGUCAAGGAGGCUAAGAAACAGCCGGAGAUUCAGACAGGUCUGUGGUUCAGCAAAGCUGGGAAAGACAGACGUCCUAAAACGACCAGUCCAGCCCCAGACCGGACCCUCUUCAUCAAGACGAGCAGCAAGAAGAAGAACCCCGUUGGUAAAAAGACUCCCAGCUUGUUCUCCUCCGGCACAGGGCCGUGUGAUUUGUCGGCGGAGAAAGCAAAACAUACCGGGCCUGCUGACACAAAUCUGGCGCCUGAGCCGUCGGAGGAUUUGAACUGUAAAGACAUCGUCGUUGCCGUCAAGCUUCUGGAUACUACCGUCGGUCCGUCGGCUCAGUCGGUAUUGCUGGACGACCUCAAAUGCACCUCUGUUUUGGAAACAAAUGGAUUCUCAGACCAAUGUCGGCAAAAAGAGACUUGUUCAAAAGGUACUGAAGAUGAAUGUGAAAAUGUGAGCCGCACACCCGAACACAAACUCAAAACUCUGAUCAGUUCGAAUAAUACAGAAGCUUCUUUAGAGAGGGAGAGGCCUAUGAGUCCAAAAAACCGUUCUCCAGAGUGGGACACGGAACAGACUCACACCAGUAACACUUCAAAGUCCGAUCUGAAGAUCAACACGAGUGACCCCUUAGUCAAACUGAGACAGAAUAUCCCUUUGGUCUACAACUGCAAGGUACCGUUUGUCAAGCUAAUACGUGAGGACAUCAAUGACCUCACCACCAGUAAUAGAUCAGCAAACAGUGAAAGAUCCCCUGAUGUUCAUGAGCCAAAGUCGUCCUUCAGCCAGUUAGAUGGAGAAAGCAAGACUGAGAAAGUCUCUAAAAAAGAAGCUGUUACCCAAAAUGACCCACCUGACCUUCCCUCAGAGCUGUCUCAUGAUAAAACCCCUCGAGCAUUCAAGGGUUUGUCCAUCACCGAGUUUAAGCGAUGCAUACUAAACAGUAGGACACCUGUUUUGAAAGUGUCUCUAAACAAACUGACGGUCUCGUCGCUAAACGAACUGCAAAGACGGAUGGUAAAUCAGUUGGGAACGCUGGAGAAAUCGGAGGGUUCCGGCAUCAUCACGUCCAAGGCAGAUGCACCUCACCUACAUCAAUCUGGAGACGACCCAAAAGCGCCCAUUUUUGACAGCUCAGAGGGACCUGUCGACCUGUUCAAGGACGACCCGGCUACCGAUGAGGACGUGCAAGACGAAGAGCAGAGCCGCCGACGGCUUGAGCUGAUCCAAGAGCGGCAACAAAAGGGAAGGACAAAGAAGAUGAAAAAAAGCCCUAUUCCGGGGCGUUUAAAGGAUUCUGCGGAGUCUGCUGUGGCAGAGGACAACGUCAUCCAGAGACCCACGUUGGUCUUCUCUCCACCUGUGGAGUUCCCCAGCAGCUGCCCUGCAGCCCGUCUCAACUCCAUCCCUUCAGCAUUAAACGUCUUCAGCUCAUCACACGUGACAGAAGGUUUUGCUCGGUCCAGUGUGACUAUUUCUUCUGAACUUCUAAGAACUCCAGAAAAACCUGGUGCCAAGGAGAGACCUCUGGUUGCUGCAGGUGAUCAAGUCCCCGAUGCCCACACUCAGGAGCAGACCUCACAGCUCUCUGAUCAGCUCCUCAUGCAGAAGGCAAAGCAGAAGAAAUGCAGACUUCUCAGUCUUUCAAAAGAUUCUUCGGGUGGGGAGGUGGCGCUCGUUGUCAACAAGAAGCUGGUCCCUGCUUCUUCAACAGAUGAUGUUAGUCCUCCACAGGAAACAAUAGUGGCCACUCCUGCCCCUGCUCUGUGCAUCUCCAUCCCUGCUGAGUCAUCGAACAUGACCAAUGGAUUGGUCACCUCUGUUGAAAAUCAGCCUGGAAUCUCAAGUGUUUCCGCCACCAGCCCUUGUGACGUUGGUUCCCAGGCGCCUUACAUGAAUGGACAUUCCAAACCCACAGAUGGACCCAAGACCUCGUCCUGUGAGAAAAGGCUCACUCAUCACGCUGCCCAGCAAGUCCUCGCUCAGGUGCGAGAAGCUGAGAGGAAGGAGUCGUCCGCAAACCUCCCCGAGCUGGUCAUCCAAUGGUGUCAGAGUGGGAAGCCGAAGAAGUGCAGUAUCUCCAAACAUCUUAACAAAUCCUGGGAAACUGGCGUCACUGAUGGUGUGUCUCUCCAACAAGGGUCCAAAAUGGCCUCCCCCUCAUCUUCUAGAGAGACGUCCGUCUUAAGCAACUCUUCACAUAACAGUGAGGACGCUGUACAUGCUGCCGUUUCUGAGCCCCCAAAAGUGACCAAUGGAUUGACCAUGUGCAGUUUGAAGCCUGAUCAUUUGGACAAGACCAGCAGCCUGUCUCUUCACAGAGCGUCUCCUGUAGAGGUGUCUGAAGCACCACUCCAGAUUUUGGAGACAGCAGGCCAUCAAGGGAAGCAGCUGUCUGGGGGCCAAAUGAAGGAGCAGCCGGCCCACCUUCAGGACCAGUUCCAGUGGCAUCGCCGGGCGAGGCAGAAGAGACGAAACAACAAAUGCUCUAUCCCCAAACAUUUUAAGGACUCUUGGAAAGCAACUCUGUCUAACACGGAAUCCAUCCUGCUGCAGCGCUCCACUUUCUCUCCGCCAGCGUCCUCUGAGUCACAUGGCUCUCCGGUGGUCUGCGAGUCCACCAAACCUGCUUCCAGCCCCGCUACGACAUCAGACCCCAAGACCUCGGCCACAAGUGAAGUGCUGAGCACGUACUGCCAGUUGAGUAGUCAGAAGAAAGUCUCAACGACGACCCCGUCCUGCGACCCGCCGACCCAGCCUGCUCCCCCUGAGGGACGGUCACUAUCCUCCGAUGUCACGGAGCGCUCUUCCUGUAUAAAACUGAGGACAACGUUCCAACGACCGAAACAAGCCUCUGAGAUCCAAGAGCAGCACGACCACCUCCCCGCCAGCAAUCGACUCAUGGCCAAAGCCCUGGAGGCCAUGCAGGACGUCAAAUGGAAGAACCAUAAAAAGGGCAGGAAGAGGUUGAAAUCAAAUAAGCACUACACUGACACUUUAAACACCAGUUCACGUCUGACGGUUUGCACAAGCACUGACUCCCUUAAGUGUCAUUUUAAGAAGAAUGGUCUUCAGGACGCUUCCGCCUCCCGUAGCACUUCUCCUUUAUCUGACAUGGUGGACUGCGAGGUUGAAUCCAAGAGUGAAGAUGAAGAUCUGUCCGUGUCAUCCACUCCGCCGAUGGACUUCAUCCCUCUCACCUCAAAGAUAAAGCAGCCGGCAGGCCGUCCUUCGUCGUCGCCCUCCUCACCCUUUUCCUUCAUGAACGCCUUGAAAAAUGUCGACCAGGUAUCGUUCCAGUCACUGACGGACGAAAACAGUGGCAAAGCCGUCUCAUUCCAGCCAGACAAGAAUUACAAAUUUAGCACUUUUCUUAUGAUGUUAAAGGACUUGCAUGACACUAGAGAGCGGGAGGGGGCGCCGUUAGAGCUGGAGAUCGGGCCUCCGAGUGCACAUGUAAAGGAGGAGCCGUCUGUUGUGCCGGAACAAUCCAAUGGACCAGAUUGUGAUGCUGUCAACGGUUCAGAAGGUACCAGCCAAACUGAUGUCGGCCCCCUUCUGGUCUCCAAGAGGCCUUGCAACAGAAGGAGCCCCGUGGUCAGAAGGAAGACCGACCGCAAAGUGCCUUGUCGUCCGUCGAGGUGUGGACCUGGCUACCCAGGAGUCGAGUCGACGGCAGAACAGGAUGCCUUUUCGGUGGAGGACUGCUCAACCAGAGUCCAGCUGCUGCAGCUGAACGACACCAGCAGCGCGAGCUGCGACGAAGGGUCGAGGACGGAGGAGGACAGCUGGAUCAGAGAAAACAAUGGCGGGCUGAACACGAUGCACCUGGACCACGGCAUGUCGGACACCUCGUUUUGUCUCCAGAAGCUGAACCAACUGGUCGCAAACUGCACUGAGAUGAGCUUAAAGUUGGCAAAUGCCGCCGGACGGAACGAACAUUCAGCCCAUAAAAGAAUAAGAAAACCCAGCAAGAGACUCCUGGAGUGCUCAGAGGAGUACGAGCAGAUCUUCACCUCGAAGAAGAAAAGCAAGAAGCCUGUGGAGCUGCUCGAGAAGGACUAUCCUCCUCCCGUCCCCGCCGUGUCCAAACCUGAGGCACUAGAGAAGAAUGGCGAAGAAUCUCUGAGUUUACCUCCAGAAAUACAGACUCCACCCCCUGAAGAAAACUCGGCAACAUCAUCCACAGCAAUGCAAAUCCCCAGACUGGAAGGUCCUUUGACCCAAGAGAGCCCUGUGCUUUCCAUCGACACGCUGACGCCUCCACCCGAAGCUGAACCAACACUGGCAGACGUUCCUGUCAAAGACACCAGAAGUCUUCCACAACUGGAGAAGAAGCGCAAAAGAAAGCCGACUCAGAAGAUUCUGGAGUACUGUCUUGAAGCCGAGGCCCCUCCGACCCCGAGAAAGAAGGUUAAACCUUUGAGGAUCAGUUCACAUCUCAUCACAGAUUCAGAUUCAGGUCUGCCCUCUUCAAAAUCGAAAAGUCGACUGCUGACCGUAGCAACGUCUCACUCGGAGACCCCUGACCUGUCCAACGUUGCCCCGGCUUCCACCACCCAAAUGGAGCCAACCGACUCCCCUGCAGUGUCAGCUACUCCAGAAUUCGGAGUGGAAGAGUCAACAUCAGAUGUUGAGGCGCCAACAAAUGACAUGGAGGACCAGGAGGUGAAGAGGGACUCAGUGGAGUCGGAGAGUGAAACAUCAACCUUGGACCAGAGCUUCUCCUUCAUCAAGGACGAGUUGUUUCUGUGUGAUGAAGCGCUUUCAUCGACCCGGAGGAUAAUAGGGGACAGAGGCGGCCCGGCGUCCAUGAAGGAGAACAUAUGUCAAGUGUGUGAGAAGACCGGCGAGCUGCUGCUGUGUGAGGGCCAGUGCUGCGGGGCCUUCCACCUGCCAUGCAUCUCUCUGGCCGAGGCUCCGAAAGGGAAGUUUGUCUGUCCAGAAUGUAAAUCGGGGAUACACACCUGCUUUGUGUGUAAGAAGCGUGGCGAAGACGUCCGCCGCUGCAUGAUUCCUGUCUGUGGGAAGUUUUACCACGGAGAAUGUAUCGCCAGCUUCGCCCCCACAGCGCCGGUCAACCGCGGCUUCCGCUGCUCCAUCCACGUCUGCCUGUCCUGCUUCAUCACCAACCCCAACAGCGCCGCCAUGACGAAAGGUCGCUUGGUGCGCUGUGUCCGCUGUCCUGUAGCGUACCACGCAUCGGAUCUCUGCAUGGCUGCUGGCAGUGUCAUCCUGUCCAACAACAGCAUGAUAUGUCCAAAUCACUUUGCCCCGCGACGCGGUGUCAAGAACCACGAGCACGUCAACGUCAGCUGGUGCUUCGUCUGCACUGAAGGGGGCAGCCUGCUCUGCUGCGAAUCCUGCCCUGCAGCCUUUCACCGCGAGUGUUUGAACAUCGAGAUGCCGAAAGGCAGCUGGUACUGCAACGACUGCAAAGCUGGGAAAAGGCCUCGGGUGAAGGAUAUCCUGUGGGUGAAGGUCGGACGCUACAGGUGGUGGCCAGCGGAAGUCAGUCACCCCAAGUCCAUUCCAGAGAACAUCCAGAGGAUGCGGCACGAUGUCGGAGAGUUUCCUGUCCACUUCUUCGGUUCCAACGACUACCUGUGGACGUACCAGGCCCGAGUCUUUCCCUAUAUGGACGUGGACGCCAACAGCAGGGAGAAGAUGGGCAAAGGGGUCGACGCCAUCUACAGGAAAGCUUUGGAGGAAGCAGCUAUUCGGUUCCGUGAGCUCCAAGCAGAGAAAGAGCUACGGCAACUUCAGGAGGACAGAAAGAACGACAGGAAACCCCCACCCUACAAACACAUUAAGGUGAACCGACCGAUUGGGAAGGUCCAGAUCAUCACCGCCGACCUGUCUGAGAUCCCGCGCUGUAACUGCAAAGCGUCAGACGAAAACCCGUGUGGGAUGGACUCGGAGUGCAUCAACCGCAUGCUGCUGUACGAGUGUCACCCGCAGGUGUGUCCGGCGGGCGAGCGCUGCCAGAAUCAGGCCUUCAGCCUGCGCCAGUACAGCCAGGUGGAAAUCUUCCGGACCCUGUCUCGAGGAUGGGGGCUACGCUGCGUCCAUGACAUUAAAAAGGGCCAGUUCGUCAGCGAGUAUGUUGGGGAGGUGAUCGACGAGGAGGAGUGCAGGGCCCGGAUCAGACACGCUCAGGAGAACGACAUCGGCAACUUCUACAUGCUGACGCUGGACAAGGAUCGGAUCAUCGACGCAGGCCCCAAGGGGAACGAGGCCCGCUUCAUGAAUCACUGUUGCCAACCCAACUGUGAGACGCAGAAGUGGACGGUGAGCGGAGACACCCGGGUGGGACUGUUCGCUCUGGUGGACGUUCCUGCAGGAACGGAACUCACCUUCAACUACAACCUGGAGUGUUUGGGGAACGGGAAAACUGUCUGUAAAUGUGGGGCUUCCAACUGCAGUGGCUUCCUGGGUGUCAGACCGAAGAACAACCCACCACCCGACGACAAGAACCGGAAACUCCGAAGGGGAGGCAACCGCAGGAGGAAGAAGAAGGUUGUGGUGACGAAGGAGCGGGAGGAUGACUGCUUCAGCUGUGGCGACGGCGGACAGAUGGUUUCCUGCAAGAAACCUGGAUGCCCCAAAGUGUACCACGCCGACUGCCUCAACCUGACCCGGAGGCCAGCAGGGCGCUGGGAGUGUCCGUGGCACCAGUGCGACAUCUGCGGCAAAGAGGCCACGGCGUUCUGCGAGAUGUGUCCGAGUUCGUCCUGCGCCAAGCACCGCGACGGGCUGCUCUUCGUGUCCAAGCUGGACGGUAAACUCUGCUGCAAUGAACACGACCCCUGCGGCCCAGACCCGCUGGAGCCAGGCGAGAUCAGAGAGUACAUGCCGGAGCCCAGGACUUUGACCUCCGGUCUGGGCAUGGCCGUCCUCCCACCCGCCGACUCCUCCACCAGCCUUGUGGCUGCGCCCAAACGGCCGCAGGAGAUCCCUGAUGGAGCUUCCGAAGCCUUUUCCAUCCCCGUCCCCAUCACCAUUCCCGUCUCCACCCCGGCUGACUCAUCUCCCCACAUGUUCGCCCUCCCCCAGUACUCACCCAUCUCCUCCUAUGAGGAAGAGCGAGACGUGGAAGAGGAGGAGGAGGAGGAGCUGCUGGCUGAGGAGGAGGAGGAGGAGGACGACGAGCUGGUGGAGGACGAAGGAGAGGACAAGUCAGACGACGAGCUGGAAUAUUUUGAGUUUAAAGAUGACGAUGAUGAUGAUGAGGAGGACGAUGAAGAGGAGGAGUGACACAUCACACUGUUGCUGUAGAGAAAACAAACUGCUUCACUGAUCAUCAGUCCGUUAGGUUGAGAGAGAGCAACUCACUGGUGCUGGCAGGUGACGUGGUCUCACACACACACACACACGCACACACACACACUGUUACACACGGAGGGAUGCAGACCUGUUCACACGGACGGCAACAGCAGCACUCCGUCACCAGAGCUGACCUGGCGUUAAAUCAGAGUUAGAAUUGUGACAGUGGUGUCCUGUAAAACGCUCAUCUUUUUAGGCCAUUUCCUUGUGUCCUUCCUGCCUUUCUUUAAUUCAUAUCAUCUUAUUUAUCUUCAAGUAGGAAUGACAUUUUUGCACCAUAUUUUAAUGUCAUCUUUUUACUCCCUUCAAAAGUGUCCUUAAUUGUACUAUUUAUUACUUGACAUUUCAAUUUAACUCAUAUUCACGUUGCACUUUCCAAUAUUUAUUGACUUAUAAAGGUGAAAAAUCCUGUCUCUUUGUAUGUGUUUUAAAGUAUAUAAGCUGUUUUUAAAUUCGAUAACCAACUAACAUGACAAAUUCAAGUUGAUAUUUCCCUCCGAAACAUUCUGAACCGCACUUAAACGCGCCACGCUGUGUCACUUUCCCUGGUUGUUGCCGUCCCUGCCAACAGUGUUACGCGCCAUGUCAGCUCACCUGCACUUGUUCAUCACUUCCACGCUCCAGACCUGAAUGAUCUCAGCUCUUAUUUAUCAUUGGAGGAAGAGUACGGCAAAUAUUUAUCUCAUAAUUUAUCAUGUAAAUACAAAACACUAAACCAUCUGUUGUUUUUUUUUUUUUUGCUACAAACAGUUCAGAUUGUACAUACAGUGGACAUAAAACAAAUAUAUGAAAGUUUUAAAUUCCUGGUUCAAAGGUCACACGAACAUGUUGAAGUUACACCGGUCAAAUGUAAAUAUUCUAAUGUAGCAGAGACAACUUCAGUUUGAGGCGUCACGAAACUCCGCCGUUAUGUUUUAUUAUUUAUUCUCCACGUCAUAGCUUAUAUAAGUCAUGUGCCGUUCUAGGAUGAUGCUCAUGUUCACUUGAAUGUUUCCAUGGCGAUGGCUUGUGUUUGUCCUGAAACCUAAUAUGAUUCUGGAUCGAUGCUAAAUAUCAGACUGUUGCCAGUCGCCGGUGCUCGUCGAAAUCAUAAUGCUAGCGAUGCCAGAAACAUUUUUGAGUUGCAGUUUCGAAACAAAAGUAUAAAAAUGCACACUAAAGCUCUUAUUUAAAUCACGGAAUUUGCUUUUUGUUUCCGCCGUCGGGCAAAUGGUUGAAGCGCUGCGUUCCGUUUGUGUUGCUCGUCUGCUGUGUCAGCACAAAACGGAGGAGGUCCUAGCGUGGCCUUGCAUCUAGUUUCAACAUGUUUCCCUAAGUCACUCGAGAAGUUAGUAUCUUGACACAACCAAGGCUUCGUCGUCUGUAAACUCUGAUUGUGAAAGAGGGAAAUGUUUUUGUGUGUAGCUGCAGCAGCUCAAAGAAGUUUAUCUAAAUGUAAAUAUUUUAUGUUGAAAAGUGUGUGUGUGGAGGGAAGAAAGUUUUUAUACUAUUGCUUUUGUUAGCACCCCCCCGUGGUCACGCGUCCCCCCUCAUGGUUCAGCUUCCGUGCGUGACCUCGCCCCGUGUGUGUGUGUGUUCCUCCUGCAUCCGUGCGGUUGGUUCUGCCGGCAGCUGGUGCCGACUCGGAGGGUUCCACUUUCUUACAGGUGUUUCAUUCCAGUGUAAAUAACGUCUGUUGUGACACCUUCAUGUUGGAGCGGAAUACAAAUAUACCUGACGGUUGCCGGCUCUUUUCUCGUGGCGUGAACCGCUUGUUCGGCGCCGGCCCAGGGUCGCGAGUUUCCUGAAGUGUUCCUGAGCCAGAGUGGAGAAAGACGCAGCUCUACACUGCUAGGUCGUUCUGUUUGCACCAGAUUGUAUGAGGAAGUUUCGUCCAGCUCCCAGGGUCAGAGGUCAGAGACAGAUGGACACGUUUCAACUUCAAGACAAAACUUUAAUGAUAAUCCAACAAAAUAUAAAAAUAGGUUUGGUGACUGAACGGGAGCGGUGACCGGUCCGUCGUCCGGCAGCAACUCAAUAAAAGGCAAUAAAAUAGUGAGCUGGAGUGGAAUUCCAAGCCUGAGUCGGCGAAAUUCCUGUCCGACAUUCACAGAUACACCGGAGAACAUUCGUCGUAACCGUAACACGCGGAGUUGAGAGGUCGAUGAGAGCAGGUUCGUGUUCCGUUCGUGCAGCUACGGAACCCGAACACACUUCAUUAUCAUGCAGGUGAGUAUUGUGGAGUCGACUUUCAUUCGUUUGCUUAAAUAAUCCAGGUGAACAAACUGUAAACAAAUCACCCCGUAACAAUGACAG
Messenger RNA from Synchiropus splendidus (mandarinfish), 11619 nucleotides. It is a transcript of the gene nsd1b, whose product is annotated as nuclear receptor binding SET domain protein 1b. The transcript has 28 exons. Gene Ontology annotation, molecular function: histone H3K36 methyltransferase activity; protein binding. The coding region runs from base 418 to 9255 and encodes 2945 amino acids. The record is from RefSeq and is a predicted model, not a curated record. Gene Ontology annotation, biological process: regulation of DNA-templated transcription. NCBI's taxonomy places the organism in Eukaryota, Metazoa, Chordata, Actinopteri, Syngnathiformes, Callionymidae. Gene Ontology annotation, cellular component: nucleus; chromatin.